AUGGCCCCGCCGGGACUGACACGGCUAUCUUCUCCAGCGCUGCUCCUGCAGCUCAUGCUGCUGUUCUCGCUGCUGCCGCGGGGGGACGCCCUAAGCCUGGUCUGGAAGGCGAACCCUGGCCUCCCAGAGCCGAGUGAGGACACCUCCAGAUUCCUGGAGAUGCAGAAACGCUACAAGGACCUGGUAGACCAGCUACGGGUGAACCGGAGCCGGGAAGACUCAAACCUGGACCACAGAACCGCCUCUGUUUUUUGGAAUCUGAACCCAGAGGUGUGGCCUGGUCCAGGCGGCUACGUGCACCUGCGCAUCCCCAGAGCCGCCCUCUCCGCGGGGCGCCCCGCCGCCCUCCGCCUGCACCGGGCCCUGCUCUGGCUCUCCCCGACGGCGCCGAGCUCACGCGAUGUGACCCGGCCUCUGCAGCGCCUUCUCGCCCGUGGGGGCCCGGCGUCGUCUGUGCUGCGCCUGCGAUUGUCGCCGCUGCCAUCUGACCGCGAGCAGGCGGCGGCGAAGCCGUCGGCUCGGCUGGAGCUGCACCUACGAUCGCGCGCCACCAGGAGGCGACGCAGCACGCGUGUGCUUACGGCGGAGACCUGCGCGGCGGGGGAGGCGCACUGCUGCGGCGUGAAGAGCCGGCGCGUAAUGCUGGAAGAGCUGGGCUGGGCUGACUGGGUGCUGGCGCCGCGCGAACUGGACGUGCGCGCCUGUGUCGGCGCUUGCCCGCCCCGCUUCCGGCCAGCCAGCACGCACUCGAGGAUCAAAUCGCGUUUGCACGACCUGGACCCGGGUUCUACGCCUGAGCCAUGCUGCGUACCUGCCAGUUUUGAGCCCGUGGUGCUCAUGCACCACGACAGCGACGGCCGCCUGAUGCUCACGCCCUACGAAGACAUCCUAGUUAAGGACUGCCACUGCGCUUGA
This is a messenger RNA of Orycteropus afer afer, 915 nucleotides long. RefSeq names its product growth/differentiation factor 15-like. NCBI's taxonomy places the organism in Eukaryota, Metazoa, Chordata, Mammalia, Tubulidentata, Orycteropodidae. The record is from RefSeq and is a predicted model, not a curated record. Gene Ontology annotation, cellular component: extracellular region. The transcript is spliced from 2 exons. Gene Ontology annotation, molecular function: cytokine activity; growth factor activity. The coding region runs from base 1 to 915 and encodes 304 amino acids. Gene Ontology annotation, biological process: SMAD protein signal transduction.